GGGUUUGCUUUUCAUCUUGCUGUUCGGCUUCUUUGCUUCGCCGGAGGUGUAGAGAUUGCACGGGUCGCUUCGUCGGCUCUGUUCGACUUCGCUCCUUCGACGACUUUCCCUUCCUGUCGAUUUGGAAGUUACGACAUUUUGAUCGGAAGCAACAACGGGAGCUCGCUGGCUGUGAAGCCCCUCAAGGUGGAGAGAUAACGGAGCCCGAAAGCCAUUGGAUCGCGUCAUUGAGAGAUGGCAAACCAAGGAGCAAAGAAGAGGAAGGAGGAGAACAGGCAGCAUAUGGCCAACCUGCAACGCCUCAUUAUCGCCUGUAACGUCCUAUACAUCCUACUUAGAUUGAUCAUUUUUCAUUCAAGCUUUUCUUGGAAACAUUGGGUUGGACUCAUAGUGACAUCUUUAGCAUAUUGGAUUUCAUAUCAACAACUUGCCAAAAUGGCAAAGCCUACAUACUCGGAUGAUAGAGAACUGCUCGAUGGUGGGUUUGACAUGUCCACUGGUGGAAUUUGUAGCUAUUUGCAUGACGUGAUUUACAUAACCAGCUUUGUUCAGCUUACAUCCAUUAUAUCCGACAAGUUUUGGCUCGCAUAUUUAGUGAUACCAGCAUUUGCUGCAUACAAAUCCUUUGGCUUCAUAAAAGGGUUCCUAUCACUAGGCUCAGAGAAUGGUGUUGAGGACGAGAAAGCUCGAAAGAAGAGGGAAAAGCUGGAGAAAAAGGCUGCCAGAGGCAAGAUUAUUAAGACAAGGAAUAGGUGACAUGUAAGUUCAUAAUACUUGCUGUUUCUGAGUAUCCGAAGCUUUCCAAUUUCAUGAACCGUUAAAUUAUCCCUCACUGUUUAUCUUCAUUUAUGCCUAUUUUCAACAAUGAAAUUUAUGGUUCAGCCAACACUUUCAAAAUUGGACCGAACUGAGUGAUUCGAUUAGCUCAACUGUGAAUUGAUUUUAGGAACGGUUGAUUUGGUUCACCUGUCGCCCUAAUCAAUGGUGCUUAAAAAUUUGGCAAUUUAGGCUUUGUUUAUGACUGAUUUUUUCCUGCUUCUUGAAUCAAUUUUUUAGUACAAAAAUUUUAAUUUUUGUAUUAGAAAUCUGCUUUAAAAAGUAGUAAGAAAGUCAUCCCAAACGAAGCCUUAAUUGGCCGAUUAUAAGAUGCCAUGAUCAUGUUUGUAUGAGGUUUGUGACGCACUAAUUCCAAUCUCAGUCUAUUUAGUCAA
This is a messenger RNA of Dendrobium catenatum, 1211 nucleotides long. Its product is annotated as transmembrane protein 208 homolog. Gene Ontology annotation, cellular component: intracellular membrane-bounded organelle. The record is from RefSeq and is a predicted model, not a curated record. The transcript has 6 exons. NCBI's taxonomy places the organism in Eukaryota, Viridiplantae, Streptophyta, Magnoliopsida, Asparagales, Orchidaceae. Gene Ontology annotation, biological process: vacuolar protein processing. The coding region runs from base 235 to 756 and encodes 173 amino acids.